Molecule: messenger RNA, 2313 nt
Organism: Anopheles nili
Lineage: Eukaryota; Metazoa; Arthropoda; Insecta; Diptera; Culicidae
Gene: APC4
Product: anaphase-promoting complex subunit 4
Exons: 3
Coding region: 1-2313 (770 amino acids)
Biological process (GO): protein K11-linked ubiquitination; positive regulation of mitotic metaphase/anaphase transition; anaphase-promoting complex-dependent catabolic process
Cellular component (GO): anaphase-promoting complex; nuclear periphery
Molecular function (GO): protein binding
Source: RefSeq, a predicted model, not a curated record
AUGGCAGGCCAGUACGGCGAGAAUCGUAAUCUAAUGAAGCAAACUAGUAACAAAAAUAUUGGCAGUAAAGUUGAUAUUUUUAAAUGGAGUGAGGAGAUGGAUCUGUUAGCGAUUGGAACAGAGAAAGGCGAAGUUAUAUUACAACGGUUGAAAUGGCAAAAGGUGUGGCAAUUGGCACCGCCUGAAGAAGGACUAAAAAUUCGUGGAAUUGCAUGGCGUCCCUGGGAAAAAUUAAUCUCGAUCGGUUAUAGCAAUGGAACAAUACUGCUUAUUGAUAUAGAAUCAAAGGAAGAAGUGCACAAAUUCUCAGUUAAAUCAGAUAUAACUUGCUUAAGUUGGACAGAGAACACAGACGAAAUUUCUACAGAAGAUGUUAGUUACAACUCUGUGACGAGUCAUGUUAAAUAUCUACCAGAACUGCCGGUUCUUAGUUCACUAUCGUCUGCAGCCAAGCCUACUACUUACAACCGAAGCAGUUUCUGCUCAAAACACAUACUGAGUAUUCUACUCAUUGGAACGACAUCUGGUGUGGUUUAUUUAUCUGCCUUCGGAAUGCUGCCAUGUGGCAGUACUAAUUUAUUCAGUUUGCUAGGGCUAACUUCUUCCACGAUGCCAUACAUCAAAGAAUUGAAAAUGAGCCUCGAUUUUAAGCAGCUGAUUGUGGGCCUACAGCACUCUGAUUCGCUCAAUAUUGUUGUGCUAGAAAAUGAUGUGUUGCACAAGUAUUCUACUUCGAUUCUCAAUUUGGCUCUUAAGCACGCACAAAUACUCAGUGCGAUGAUGUAUAUGAACGAUACGAUUGAUUGCAUAAUUGAAGCUUGGGAAACCGUUCUUCUAGAGAUGGAUAACAAGCUCACGCAUUUCGCCAAAGAACAACCGGACGGUUCUAUAUCUGCCGACUUUCUGGAGUUGCUACUGUUCGGCAUGGCUUCGCCUGCACUCGAACAGUUGCUACUACGUGAUCUGACUGAAAAAGGACUUCGUAAGCUGGGUUACAGUAUUGAACUAAGUUACAUCACCAUCCAGAAGCUUGUCGUCAAACCACUGUUUGCAGCAAUUCAAGCAGUUUUCUACCAUUUAAACGCACUCGAUGGCAUGGUACGCAAUCGGUUCUAUUAUGGUACGCUGAUGCGAGAUACAACCACUGAGGUUUUACAAAAUUGCGGUGCACUGCAAAUCAAAGCCUUUGAGCUGCAACAAGCCAUUGACAUAUCGAAACGCGAUUUUAACAUCUUUUUCCGAUGGUUAUAUGCCGCGAUUGUGCGACUGAUGGAAGAACCACUCCAAGAUAACAACCCCACUAUCACGCAGCAAGAAAUCCACUAUCUGGCGGAAUUUUUGAGCAAUUUCGAUUCUAGUUCACGAAGCAAUGCCAACGACGAAGGCCGCGGUUCGAUAGAAUCGCGACGAAAAUUCAACCUUGAACGCGUAGGCCAAUAUCUCGAGGAUAAACCGUUGGUAGAACCAGUAUCAAAAGAAGAUGAAAAUACCUGGAAACAAUUGUUAGAACAAAACGAUUGUUUGCAGAAAAGUGGGGCAAUAUUUCCUCAUCAUGAACACCUCUCUUUACUCCAACAGCAAAAGUUGCUGAAGAAAAGCAUAGAUCAAAUAUUUGAUCAGCCCGGAGCUGUAAUUGGAGUUGAUUUUAGACAAAAGAAUUCACUCAGCAUUCAAACCCCACCGGAUGCUACUGGCUCGAACAUUAGAUCAUUUUCUUUCACCAGUCAUCCAAAAGACAAAAUAACACUAAUAGCAAUUAUCCAAUCGCAAUUCAGCCUAUUGCUGGUUGAAUGUAUCCCCGAAGCACGAUUCAAAGCAGUGCGUCUCCGUUUCGAAGAGAGACCAUGCUUUGAUCAGCGCUUCGAUGCGAUUGGUGUACUUGGUUUUCGGCAUGCAGAAUUUUACAACGAAAAUACACUUUCGUUAUUGCUACAUGCUCAGACACAAAACGUUGACGGGUCGACGAUGGCAUGUUGUUAUUUUCUGCAGUUGAACCUUACUCCUGUAAGAGAAUUUCUGACCACAAUUGAGCCCUGUGAGUACAUGCAAACCCUCACUGAGGAUGCUGCUGGUUGUCAUGUCUUCAAUGCUUAUACACUCAUCGAUGAAAGUUCGCUAAAGCUAUUGGAAAGUGGAGAUGGUUACAAAAUUGCUGUUUCUGGUAAACGCAAUUUAAUUGCCAUUUUGUCUGAAUCAUUAAAAAACGUCCGAAUCUACGAUAUGGAUGGACAGGAAGAAGAAGAUGAUCUGUUGGAUACAUCGUCGCAAAUCAAUAGCAGCCUCGAUAACAGUCAGGAGUCGGAACAACCUUAA